Molecule: messenger RNA, 8370 nt
Organism: Clupea harengus (Atlantic herring)
Lineage: Eukaryota; Metazoa; Chordata; Actinopteri; Clupeiformes; Clupeidae
Product: trichohyalin-like
Exons: 4
Coding region: 123-7730 (2535 amino acids)
Source: RefSeq, a predicted model, not a curated record
GUGCUCUGAUUCCACCUUUUUCUUAGAGUAAAAUGCAUUACGAAUUUUAUGCUGUAUAGAUUUCAGUUUGUCGUGUUAGCUGUCAUAAUGAGUGCUUGUACGCUGCCAGGUUGGAGAAGGAGAUGACGGACCCGAGGCGAUAUAUGGUCUGGGAGCGGCAGGACGAGUGGCGUGAGCAGGACCAGGUGAGGAUCGGACAGCUCUCGGAGAUCACACUGGACCGUCCACCACCAGCGAGAACAAAUAAGCUCAGCGGCUGCUGGGGAGUGCUACAGAAUGCCUUGUGCCUUGGACGGAGGGAAAGGAGCGACAGGGCACUAGAGCAGAGAUGGAGAGAGGAGAUAAGGCUGCGGGAGGUGAGGAGGAGGAGUGAGGAGGAGCUGAAGGAGUUUGAGAGGUUGGAGCAGAGGAAGAUCCAGAGGCAGCGGAAGCAGGCGAGACAGCGGAAGCAGGCGAGGCUGCAGAAGAAGGAGAGGAGGAGAGAGCAGCAGGAGCAGAGGGCCCAGCAGGAGCAGAGGGACCACGAAGGUGAGGAGGAGCUGAGGGAGUUUGAGAGGUUGGAGCAGAGGAAGAUCCAGAGGCAGCGGAGACAGGCGAGGCUGCAGAAGCAGGAGAGGAUAAGGGAGCAGGAGAGGAGGAGGGAGCAGCAGGAGCAGAGGGCCCAGCAGGAGAUGAUAAGGGAGCAGGAGAGGAGGAGAGAGCAGCAGGAGAGGAGGAGAGAGCAGCAGGAGCAGAGGGCCCAGCAGGAGCAGAGGGACAAAGAGUUUAAGGAAAUGGAAAUGAUCAUGGCGCAACUGAGGGCAGAUCUGAAUGAGUGUGCACGAUUACCAGAGCAGUCCCCGGAGCUGCCAUACUUGAGGAAGGACGAGAUAAAGGAAAGAGGUGUAGAGCUGAGCAGAGAGAGAGAGUUCCAAGUGAAGGAAAUAGAGAGCGAGAGAGAGAAGAAGCAGUUGAGAAGGAGAAUUGAAGAAAUAGAAAGAGAUAUUGAGUUUGGGAAACAGGAAGAGCAAAGAAGAGAAAUGGAUCACAUGAAAGAAAUGGAGAGAUUGAUGGCAAGGAUUGAAGAGCCGGAAAUUGAGGCAGAGGCCAAAAUAAAGGAAAGAGGAGUAGAGGAGCUCAGCAGAGAGAGAGAUAUCCAAGUGAAGGAAAUAGAGAGCGAUAGAGAGAAGAAGCAGUUGAGAAGGAGAAUUGAAGAAAUAGAAAGAGAUAUUGAGUUUCAGAAACAGGAAGAGCAAAGAAGAGAAAUGGAUCACAUGAAGGAAAUGGAGAGAUUGAUGGCAAGGAUUGAAGAGCCGGAAAUUGAGGCAGAGGCCAAGAGGCAGCGAGAAACAGAAAAAGAGGAGGUGAGAAGGAGACGGGCAGAAAAAGAGGAGCUUCAGAGAGAGAUGGAAUGGAUGCAGGAGAUGGAAAGAGAGAAAAAGAUAGAGAAACAAAAACAGUUGGAGAAGGAGAUGGAGCAGAAACUGAGAAAGAUGGAGAAAGACCUUCAAGAAAAGCAGAGACAACUGGAAGAAAAAAUGGAAGAAAGCAAGACACUCAUAGAACUGGAAGUGGAAAAGGAGCGUGGCGCUGAGAAGAUGGUAGAAGAAAGAGUCAGGCACAGAAACUUUGAGGAAAAGAAAACAAAGGAGCAAAAGAUGCUUGAAGAACAACUGGGAGAGAGAGAGAAACAGUGUGAAAAAUAUCAACAGAAAAUCCUGCAAAUGGAGAGAGAGCUUGAAGAACAGCAAAUGAUAUCUCAGGCACAGAAAAGAGAGAUGCUGAAGAAGAGAGAGAUGGAACUAGAGAGAGCAAAUGAAGAGAACAGGAGGAGAGAGUUUGAUAGAGCAGCAUGUGAAAAGCAGAAAGAGUUGGAGAUGAUGGAACAUCAAGAGGAACUCCUGCAGAUGGAGAGAGUCAUGGCUGAAACACAGCAGAGAGAGAUGCUGCAACAGAAAGAGAUGGAGCUGGAGAGGGCAUUGGAAGAGAACAAGAGAGGAAAGAUUGAGAGAGAACAAAAUGAAAAGCAGAAAGAGUUGGAGAUGAUGGAAUAUCAAGAGGAAGCCCUGCAGAUGGAGAGAGAGUUCAAUAAACAGCGAGACAUGGCUGAAUCACAGCAGAGAGAGAUGCUGCAACAGAAAGAGAUGGAGCUGGAGAGGGCACUGGAAGAGAAAAGGAGAAGAAAGAUUGAGAGAGAACAAAAUGAAAGGCAAAAGGAGUUAGAGAUGAUGGCUGAAGAACAACAGAAAGAGCUAGAAAGACUGCAGCAUGAAGAGGAGCAGCAAAAUAUUAUGAAAGCGAAGUUCGAUAAAGAGAAAGAAAUGGAGAAGAAACUACAAGAGAUGCAGGCAAGAAUUGAGAAGGACAAAGAGAUGGAACUAUGUCGAGUUGAGGAAAAGGUGAAGAAAGCUGAGAAGCAACAUGAGGACGAAUGGAAACACAAAGUUCAAGAGAUGGAGAAAGAUCUUGCAAAGAAAAGAAAUCUGGCAAACAAACAAGAAAUGGAGAUCAGAGAGGUGGAGUCCAGGGGAGGAGAGAUGGUGGAUGAACUGAAAGAGUGUGAGAAAGCAGAAGCAGAUCCAGGGUACAAACUGAAACAAACAGGGGUACCUGAGAAGAAGGCUGAGGAUGGACAACAGGAAGAGAAGGAAAAGAGAGAAGCAGAGAUGGAGAAAAGGAUGGUGCAUGAGAAAAAGAUAGAAAUGGUGGAGCAGAGGAAAGGUGAGAUGGUGAGUGGACCUGGUAAUACUGGAAAGGAUGUAGGGGGCCAGGCAGUAGACCAAAAGCAGAAUGCAACAGAGAAUGUUCAACAACAGGAGCUAAAUCAACCCGUGAAACAGCCAGUGGUCAUGAGGAAAACACAGGGUGAGGCAGGCAAACAGGAAGUUGGUUACCAGCUGCAGCCAAAGGUGGAGGCGGAUAAAGUAGUUUACACAGAGGCAGGGAAACGAGAAAACGAAAUAAGAAAGCGGAGAACAGAGGAUGAGAGGAUUGACGCCUACAGACAGAGGGUUUUGGAAGAGAAUAGGAGACUAAAGCAGGAGCGUGAGGAGAGACGCAAGGAGCGGGAGAAAGAGCAGGAGAUUCAGCGCCAGAAGGACGAGGAAGUGAGGAGGUGGGUGGGGGACCCCGAGGGCUGGCGCAAGCAUCAGAGAGAGAUGGAGAUUAAGCAGGAGGACGAGAAAAUGCGUCAGCUGGAGCUGAAGUGGGCGAAGCAGGCAAGGGAGAUGGAGGAGAGGAGGCGCAAGGAGAUGGCCCAAGAUGAGGAGGCGCGGAGGCAGAUGAUGGAGAUAAAGCAGAGGCGAGAGAGGGAGAGGCAGCAGGAGCUGGAGAGACAGAGAGAGCUGGAGAGAGAGAGACAGAUGGAGAUGGAGAAACAGGCAGAGCUGGAAAAACAGGCAGACAUGGAGAGACAAAUGGAGAUGGACAGACAGGCAGAGCUGGAGAGGCAGACGGAGGAAGAGAGACAGAGGGAAUUGGAUAAACAGAAACUCUUGGAGAGCAUCAUAGCGACAGAGAAAAAGAAAAUUCUGCUGUCCCUUGAAGAUGAGACGGACAACAUUGUUAGGGGGGAUUGCACAGUGACUGCAGAGAAGACAAAGGAGGCUGAGGGGAAUGACUCAAAGGAUAACAAGGAUCAAAGUAAGGGGAAGAAGCUGGUGGGUUGGCUUUCUGCGAAAGUCCUUGGAGCUGGCCUAAAAAUCAUACAGUUGGAGAAGGAGAUGACGGACCCGAGGCGAUACAUGGUCUGGGAGCGGCAGGACGAGUGGCGUGAGCAGGACCAGGUGAGGAUCCGACAGCUCUCGGAGAUCACACUGGACCGUCCACCACCAGCGAGAACAAAUAAGCUCAGCGGCUGCUGGGGAGUGCUACAGAAUGCCUUGAGUGAGGAGGAGCUGAAGGAGUUUGAGAGGUUGGAGCAGAGGAAGAUCCAGAGGCAGCGGAAGCAGGCGAGACAGCGGAAGCAGGCGAGGCUGCAGAAGAAGGAGAGGAGGAGAGAGCAGCAGGAGCAGAGGGCCCAGCAGGAGCAGAGGGACCACGAGUUUAAGGAAAUGGAAAUGAUCAUGGCGCAACUGAGGGCAGACCUGAAUGAGUGUGCACCAUUACCAGAGCAGUCCCCGGAGCUGCCAUACUUGAGGAAGGACGAGAUAGAGGAAAGAGGUGAGGAGGAGCUGAGGGAGUUUGAGAGGUUGGAGCAGAGGAAGCUCCAGAGGCAGCGGAAGCAGGCGAGGCUGCAGAAGCAGGAGAGGAUAAGGGAGCAGGAGAGGAGGAGGGAGCAGCAGGAGCUGAGGGCCCAGCAGGAGAUGAUAAGGGAGCAGGAGAGGAGGAGAGAGCAGCAGGAGCAGAGGGCCCAGCAGGAGCAGAGGGCCCAGCAGGAGCAGAGGGACAAAGAGUUUAAGGAAAUGGAAAUAAUCAUGGCGCAACUGAGGGUAGAUCUGAAUAGGUGUGCACGAUUACCAGAGCAGUCCCCGGAGCUGCCAUACUUGAGGAAGGACGAGAUAAAGGAAAGAGGUGUAGAGCUGAGCAGAGAGAGAGAGUUCCAAGUGAAGGAAAUAGAGAGUGAGAGAGAGAAGAAGCAGUUGAUAAGGAGAAUUGAAGAAAUAGAAAGAGAUAUUGAGUUUGGGAAACAGGAAGAGCAAAGAAGAGAAAUGGAUCACAUGAAAGAAAUGGAGAGAUUGAUGGCAAGGAUUGAAGAGCCGGAAAUUGAGGCAGAGGCCAAAAUAAAGGAAAGAGGAGUAGAGGAGCUCAGCAGAGAGAGAGAUAUCCAAGUGAAGGAAAUAGAGAGCGAGAGAGAGAAGAAGCAGUUGAGAAGGAGAAUUGAAGAAAUAGAAAGAGAUAUUGAGUUUGGGAAACAGGAAGAGCAAAGAAGAGAAAUGGAUCACAUGAAAGAAAUGGAGAGAUUGAUGGCAAGGAUUGAAGAGCCGGAAAUUGAGGCAGAUGCCAAAAUAAAGGAAAGAGGAGUAGAGGAGCUCAGCAGAGAGAGAGAUAUCCAAGUGAAGGAAAUAGAGAGCGAUAGAGAGAAGAAGCAGUUGAGAAGGAGAAUUGAAGAAAUGGAAAGAGAUAUUGAGUUUGGGAAACAGGAAGAGCAAAGAAGAGAAAUGGAUCACAUGAAGGAAAUGGAGAGAUUGAUGGGAAGGAUUGAAGAGCCGGAAAUUGAGGCAGAGGCCAAGAGGCAGCGAGAAACAGAAAAAGAGGAGGUGAGAAGGAGACGGGCAGAAAAAGAGGAGCUUCAGAGAGAGAUGGAAUGGAUGCAGGAGAUGGAAAGAGAGAAAAAGAUAGAGAAACAAAAACAGUUGGAGAAGGAGAUGGAGCAGAAACUGAGAAAGAUGGAGAAAGACCUUCAAGAAAAGCAGAGACAACUGGAAGAAAAAAUGGAAGAAAGCAAGACACUCAUAGAACUGGAAGUGGAAAAGGAGCGUGGCGCUGAGAAGAUGGUAGAAGAAAGAGUCAGGCACAGAAACUUUGAGGAAAAGAAAACAAAGGAGCAAAAGAUGCUUGAAGAACAACUGGGAGAGAGAGAGAAACAGUGUGAAAAAUAUCAACAGAAAAUCCUGCAAAUGGAGAGAGAGCUUGAAGAACAGCAAAUGAUAUCUCAGGCACAGAAAAGAGAGAUGCUGAAGAAGAGAGAGAUGGAACUAGAGAGAGGAAAUGAAGAGAACAGGAGGAGAGAGUUUGAUAGAGCAGCAUGUGAAAAGCAGAAAGAGUUGGAGAUGAUGGAACAUCAAGAGGAAGCCCUGCAGAUGGAGAGAGAGUUCAAUAAACAGCGAGACAUGGCUGAAGCACAGCAGAGAGAGAUGCUGCAACAGAAAGAGAUGGAGCUGGAGAGGGCAAUGGAAGAGAAAAGGAGAAGAAAGAUUGAGAGAGAACAAAAUGAAAAGCAGAAAGAGUUGGAGAUGAUGGAAUAUCAAGAGGAAGCCCUGCAGAUGGAGAGAGAGUUCAAUAAACAGCGAGACAUGGCUGAAGCACAGCAGAGAGAGAUGCUGCAACAGAAAGAGAUGGAGCUGGAGAGGGCAAUGGAAGAGAAAAGGAGAAGAAAGAUUGAGAGAGAACAAAAUGAAAAGCAGAAAGAGUUAGAGAUGAUGGAAUAUCAAGAGGAAGCCCUGCAGAUGGAGAGAGAGUUCAAUAAACAGCGAGACAUGGCUGAAGCACAGCAGAGAGAGAUGCUGCAACAGAAAGAGAUGGAGCUGGAGAGGGCACUGGAAGAGAAAAGGAGAAGAAAGUUUGAGAGAGAACAAAAUGAAAGGCAAAAGGAGUUAGAGAUGAUGGCUGAAGAACAACAGAAAGAGCUAGAAAGACUGCAGCAUGAAGAAGAGCAGCAAAAGAUUAUGAAAGCGAAGUUCGAUAAAGAGAAAGAAAUGGAGAAGAAACUACAAGAGAUGCAGGCAAGAAUUGAGAAGGACAAAGAGAUGGAACUAUGUCGAGUUGAGGAAAAGGUGAAGAAAGCUGAGAAGCAACAUGAGGACGAAUGGAAACACAAAGUUCAAGAGAUGGAGAAAGAUUUUGCAAAGAAAAGAAAUCUGGCAAACAAACAAGAAAUGGAGGUCAGAGAGGUGGAGUCCAGGGGAGGAGAGAUGGUGGAUGAACUGAAAGAGUGUGAGAAAGCAGAAGCAGAUCCAGGGUACAAACUGAAACAAACAGGGGUACCUGAGAAGAAGGCUGAGGAUGGACAACAGGAAGUGAAGGAAAAGAGAGAAGCAGAGAUGGAGAAAAGGAUGGUGCAUGAGAAAAAGAUAGAAAUGGUGGAGCAGAGGAAAGGUGAGAUGGUGAGUGAACCUGGUAAUACUGGAAAGGAUGUAGGGGGCCAGGCAGUAGACCAAAAGCAGAAUGCAACAGAGAAUGUUCAACAACAGGAGCUAAAUCAACCCGUGAAACAGCCAGUGGUCAUGAGGAAAACACAGGGUGAGGCAGGCAAACAGGAAGUUGGUUACCAGCUGCAGCCAAAGGUGGAGGCGGAUAAAGUAGUUUACACAGAGGCAGGGAAACGAGAAAACGAAAUAAGAAAGCGGAGAACAGAGGAUGAGAGGAUUGACGCCUACAGACAGAGGGUUUUGGAAGAGAAUAGGAGACUAAAGCAGGAGCGUGAGGAGAGACGCAAGGAGCGGGAGAAAGAGCAGGAGAUUCAGCGCCAGAAGGACGAGGAAGUGAGGAGGUGGGUGGGGGACCCCGAGGGCUGGCGCAAGCAUCAGAGAGAGAUGGAGAUUAAGCAGGAAGACGAGAAAAUGCGUCAGCUGGAGCUGAAGUGGGCGAAGCAGGCAAGGGAGAUGGAGGAGAGGAGGCGCAAGGAGAUGGCCCAAGAUGAGGAGGCGCGGAGGCAGAUGAUGGAGAUAAAGCAGAGGCGAGAGAGGGAGAGGCAGCAGGAGCUGGAGAGACAGAGAGAGCUGGAGAGAGAGAGACAGAUGGAGAUGGAGAAACAGGCAGAGCUGGAAAAACAGGCAGACAUGGAGAGACAAAUGGAGAUGGACAGACAGGCAGAGCUGGAGAGGCAGACGGAGGAAGAGAGACAGAGGGAAUUGGAUAAACAGAAACUCUUGGAGAGCAUCAUAGCGACGGAGAAAAAGAAAAUUCUGCUGUCCCUUGAAGAUGAGACGGACAACAUUGUUAGGGGGGAUUGCACAGUGACUGCAGAGAAGACAAAGGAGGCUGAGGGGAAUGACUCAAAGGAUAACAAGGAUCAAAGUAAGGGGAAGAAGCUGGUGGGUUGGCUUUCUGCGAAAGUCCUUGGAGCUGGCCUAAAAAUCAUACAGCUCUAAAGGCACAGGAAGGAUAUAGAUGUUUGAGGUACUGAAAUGUUUUGGAUUAAAACAUUGACAUUUACUUUCUAUUACUCUGCAAUCCUGUAAGAGCUGUAUAUUAAUCUUACUGUGUUUCACGGUUAUUUUGACAGACUGCAUCAGAGGCUUUGAGAACCACAACAAGAAUAAACAAGAGGCCAAGGAGUCAACAAUCAACAAUCAUACUACAUUAUCGUCAUUACAUUACAUUUACAACCAUCACAAUUUGCACAUAAUCAGUAUUGCAUUUACUAUCAUUUCAUUAAAUGUAUACAUUACCAAUCUAAUUACAAUUAUUGUCAUAUUUAAAAUUGUAUUAAUAAUGUUUUGGGGUAAUUAUGUAUACAAGGUCCAUUUUAAAAAGACAAUGACAUGGAAGGACACCACUCAUCACUGGGCUCUAUCCAGUGGCCUUUUUCUUUUGCUUCAUGGUCAGAUUUGACCCCACACCUAAUUUCAGCGAUACAUACUUGAUGUAUACACGUUUACAUUAAAAUAAUGUAAUAAUUAGAAAUAAACUGAGAUUGAAUGGGUAAUGACAAAAUUACAUAUGAUAUCUGAGUUGUGACAGCAAGCAGACAAACUAAAUUGUAUUAUUUGAACUACGUAUAUACAUAUG